AUGACAAAUUCCAAUUUUGAUAAAGAAUUUUUAGAUUUACAAAAACGGCUUGAAAAAUUAAAACAGCCAAAUACUAUAUCUCAAGUUACAGAUGAAGAAUUAUCUAAACGGUUUUCCGAAUUAUUUGAAAAGACCACAGUUAAAACUUCAAAUAGCAUUAAUAACACUGACACUAAAGAAAUUGUUACAAACUCAUUAAAUGCUAAUAGUGAUAAUAAGUCUUAUAAGAUAAUAUUAGAUAGACCACCGCCUAAAGCAGUUGAUUUGUCAGAUUUUAUUCUUCCAGAUGAAGAUGUAGAGGAUUGGUGCUGUAUUUGUAAUGAAGAUGCCACAAUUAGAUGUAAAAAUUGCGACAAUGAUUUGUAUUGCAAAAAUUGUUUUAACGAAGGUCAUCUUAGUAAAGAAUCAGAUUUUGAAAUGAAAUUUCAUAAAUACGAAAAAUAUGAAAAAAGAAAUACGAAAAAAAAACCUGUCAAAGAAAAAAAUUUAAGCAAGAAAACUCCUAUAAAACAAAUGAGUGACAAUAAUAUAGUAAAUGGUAAAAUUUCCGGUCUUGAUGAUGAUGACAGUAAGAAAAAAGAAGUAGGAAAGGAAGAAAAUGGAGAAGAAAAGGAAAAAGAAAAGAAUGAAAAAGAGAAGAAUGAAAAAGAAGAAAAGGAAAAAGAAAAGAAUGGAAACGAAGAAAAGAAUGGAAACGAAGAAAAGAAUGGAAACGAAGAAAAGAAUGGAAACGAAGAAAAGAAUGGAAAAGAAGAAAAGGAGAAAGAAAAGGAAGAAAAGGGAGAAGUUAAGGUUGAAGAUGAAGACGUUAAAGAAGAAACUACCACUGUUCCUGCUAAUAAUAACAUCAGUGAUACUAAUAACAAAGAGCAAAUAAAAACUUUGGAAGUAAACGAUAAACAAAAUUCGCAGCCAAUUGUCAACAAUGUAAAUAAUAGUAAAGAACAUCAACAAAGUGAGCCUAUUUCACCAAACUCAGUAAUUUCAACAACUUCAGGCGAACCAAAGAAAUUUGAUUUUAUGAAAAAAUUUGUCUCAAAAUUUGUUAAUCCAAGUGUUGGCACUAAUGCGGGCAAUAAUUUUACUGCUAAUAAUGAUUCUACUUCCCGAUCCCCCGAGUCACAUCCUAUUCAAACACCUGUCACAGACAUUCCUCCUUUAACAUUAGAUUCUAAAUUUCAAAAUUCUUCUGUAGACACUACCACCAAUACAAACGACAACAAUUUAUCUAAUAUAACAGAAGAAGAACGUUAUGAAAGUCCAAAAGAAAUAAAGAUUGAAAACAAUAAAGUUAAUGAUGUUCAAGCUCAUGAAGUGGUUGAAUCCGGUCAACCAGUAACACCUACUAAUAAUGAAGCAAAUACACGAAGUCCAAGUCAAUUUUCUAAGAUCACCAAUAGAUUAGGCAAUGUUUUUAAACGUUCUGCCACAACUGUUGUGGAGAAAUUACGUGAAGAGUUUGAUGAAUUAGAUAGACGUAUGUAUCUAAAAGAAUCUGAUAUGUAUGAAGAAGAAUCGGGUAUUAUAGAUGACCAAAAUGCUGAUAUAAAAUCUAAUGGAAUUGCUGAACGUAAUCAAUUAUUAGAAGGAUCAAAUGUUAAUGAUAAUGAAUUAACAAAUGGUUUGACUAAACAAACACAGUCAACUCACCAAGCGUUGGCUGAGGCAACAAAUGCACUCAAUGAACGUGGUGAAAAACUUGACCAAGUUAAUGAUAAGGUUGAAAGUUUAGCAUGCAGUAGUAAUGACUUCUUAAGAAUGACAAGGGAAUUAAGCGAACAACAACAAGCAAAAGAUAAAAAAUGGUUUCCUUG
Entrophospora candida is the source of this 1814-nucleotide messenger RNA. Lineage: Eukaryota; Fungi; Glomeromycota; Glomeromycetes; Entrophosporales; Entrophosporaceae. The record is from the annotation of a GenBank genome assembly.